AUGGUUGAAAAGGAAUACCUGGCCUUGGUGUUCUCCAUCCAAAAGAUGCGCCACUACCUGGUUGGCCAAACCAUCCAUGUUAUUUCUCAACUAAAUCCCAUCUGGGUCUUCAUGACACAACCCAGAGCCUUAAACUGGCGAUUGGCUAGGUGGACGCUCUUGCUUUCUCAGUACGACAUCCACUUCAUGCCACAGAAGUCGGUUAAGGGGCAAGCCAUCUGCGACCUUAUGGCCAGUCAUCCGCUGAAGAAAAUAAUUGACUUGUUGGAAAAUCUGCCAGAUGAAACCCCUGAGGUCAACACAACUUCUCCCUGGAAAGUUUGGCAAUUGUUCUUCGACGACGCUUCUCACAUCGGUAUGAGCGGGUCUAUUGUUACGGGAGUGGGGGUGGUCUUGAUCUCCCUACAAAACCUUGUGUUACCUCAGGCCUUUUCUCUGAUGGAGCCAUGCACCAACAACGUGGCUGAGUACAAUGCACUGCUCAUUGGACUCGAAUUGGCUACGGAACUAGAGAUAAAUCACCUCGAAGCAUACGAUGACUCUCAACUAAUUGUCAAACAAAUGACGGGAGAAUAUGAAGUCAGAAAUGAUGAUCUGAUCCCGCUUCACAAGGCCGCUGCCAAACUGAUCAUGUCAUUCGAAAUCUUUUGCAUUGAGCAUGUGCUUCGCUCCAAGAAUACGCACGCGGAUGCCCUGGCGUCAUUAGCAGCUAACUUAGCCCAGCCACUGGGGAUGACCCAACGUGUCACCGUCGCAAGUCGACGACUCUUUCGGUCGGAAGAUGUUCUGGAAGUGAACACCACUCAUCUAGCCCCGAGCCAACCUGGCUCGAAAGAUUGGCGUUUCCCGAUCAUCGACUGCGUCUUAUACGGUAUACUGCCCGAAGAUGUCAGGGAGCGAGAGUCGAUUCGCAGGCACACCACUAGAUUCUACUACGACUCCACUUCUAAGACACUAUAUCGCAGGUCGUAUGAUGGCAUGCUACUCCGAUGUCUUUCGACAACGAAAGCACAGGAAGCCUUGCACGAAGCCCAUGAUGGUAUUUGUGGGGCCCAUCAGCCUGGUCCUAAGCUAUGGGAUCGCCUGUGA
Molecule: messenger RNA, 1089 nt
Organism: Asparagus officinalis (garden asparagus)
Lineage: Eukaryota; Viridiplantae; Streptophyta; Magnoliopsida; Asparagales; Asparagaceae
Exons: 1
Coding region: 1-1089 (362 amino acids)
Molecular function (GO): RNA-DNA hybrid ribonuclease activity; nucleic acid binding
Source: RefSeq, a predicted model, not a curated record